UCCUCUAGAGGCGAUGAGCCCACCCCAGGCUGACCAGCCCCCUCCUCUAGAGGCGAUGAGCCCACCCCACGCUGACCAGGCCCCUCCUCUAGAGGCGAUGAGCCCACUCCAAGCUGACCAGGCCCCUCCUCUAGAGGCGAUGAGCCCACUCCAGGCUGACCAGGCUCCUGUUCUAGAAGCAUUGAGUCCACCUCAGGCUGACCAGGCCCCUCCUCUAGAGGCGAUGAGCCCACCCCAGGCUGACCAGGCUCCUCCUCUAGAGGCGAUGAGCCCACUCCAGGCUGACCAGGCCCCUCCUCUAGAGGCGAUGAGCCCACUCCAGGCUGACCAGGCCCCUCCUCUAGAGGCGAUGAGCCCACCCCAGGCUGACCAGGCCCCUCCUCUAGAAGCGAUGAGCCCACUCCAGGCUGACCAGGCCCCUCCUCUAGAGGCGAUGAGCCCACUCCAGGCUGACCAGGCCCCUGUUCUAGAAGCGAUGAGCCCACCCCAGGCUGACCAGGCCCCUCCUCUAGAAAUGAUGAGCUCACUUCAGGCUGACCAGGCCCCUCCUCUAGAAGCGAUGAGCGCACCCCAGGCUGCCCUGGUCCUGCCUCUAGAAGCAAUCGGCCUGCCCCAGACUGACCUAGCCCUCCUCCGGAAGUGAUAAACCCACCGGCGGCAAUGUCCACAGUGAACGCACCUCCAAAACCCAGAGACCAAGUUAACCACUAAAGCAGGCCCCAGGAUUGACAGCAGCUCAUAAAACCAACAACCCUCAGGCCACCGCUGGCUGGAACGUGGGUUUACUCUGCGUUCUUUCUCAGCCCCAGUGAUAUAACUAGAAUUUGAGAUUACUUUCCUGGAACUCUCAGCUCUACGAUUUAGGUGCGGGGUGCGGGGUGUGUGUCCUAGACUGUUCUCUGAGUUAUCAUCCGAGACUAACUGCAGGCUGGAGGCACAACCUGGGUUCCAGGUCCUCUCCUUUGCCUUGGGCCUUUCUCUCCUGACACGCUACUGUUGGGAGGGACAGGGACAUCUCCUCGCCUGCAUGUGGUUCAAAUAAAGAGUGCAGGGUCA
Messenger RNA from Peromyscus leucopus (white-footed mouse), 1056 nucleotides. RefSeq names its product resuscitation-promoting factor RpfA-like. The record is from RefSeq and is a predicted model, not a curated record. Lineage: Eukaryota; Metazoa; Chordata; Mammalia; Rodentia; Cricetidae. Bases 14 to 643 code for a protein of 209 amino acids. The transcript has a single exon.